UGCAUCGUGAAAUAUUAAAUACAAUUAGUCAUCGAAAAAUCAUCAAGUAGCAGAAGACGUUCGUCAUCCGUAACAUGUAAAAUGGCGCCACAAUGAGCGGCCGCAUCAGUAAUCGAAGCGUCGUCGUCGGCGUACGAGACGCGGCCGGUGGAAGUGGUGGUGGAGGAUCCAGCGGUGAUAAGGACAAUCCCAAUGAGUUCGAUGCACUUUAUGCCGAUAGUCAGAACAGUUCGGUGCCGAACACAUCACCUAUACUACUCGGAAACCUUGAGAUGAGAUGCCACAGAUUCCGAUGGAAUCUAUCCAUGAAGCAUCGAAUCAGAUGGGUUAUUUUUAUACUCACAUGGUUACAGUUAGGAAGUGUUAUGAACUGUGUCGACGUCUUCUCUUUUUCAAUGGUUUAUAUGGAAAAGAACUCGACAAUUGCUGCAGAAGCAGGUCUAGAUGACAUCUACAUCUACACAUUAGAAGAGAAGUCCAGUCUGAUCUCAGCGAUGGCAAUUGGUUCACUCAUUGGAAUGUAUCCUCAGAAUGUGCUAAUGCAAAAAUAUGGACCCCGUCUUGUCCUCACAUUUGCCAGUUUGCUCUGUGCCGUCGUCACUGCCUUCAUGCCAUGGGCUCUUGACACGAACUACCAUGUAGCACUUGUAUUCAGGAUAUUCCAAGGAAUCCUCUACUCUGCUGACUUUGGAGUUGUCGGAUACGUGUGCUCAAAGUGGUCGCCUAUCAAAGAAGUAGGAAUGUCACUGGCUGCGUUGAGUGGAUUCACUGCGGCAAGAGCUGUAAUUCAGUUGCCACUGGCAGGAUGGACAACAUCAAAUGUUGGCUGGCGACCUAUCUAUUAUAUUCUCUCAAUAAUUCUCUUCAUCUCAACAAUCAUCUGGUUCUUGUUCUAUCGUGACGAUCCGGAAGAUCAUUGCCUAAUGACACAUCACGAGCUUCAACACAUUGGUGGAGGAACCAAGAGAGAUAAGACAAAAAAGACUCCGUAUCGAGAAGUUCUCACCGACAAGUCAGUUUGGGCCGUGUGGGUUGCCGGGUUCGCCGAUAUUUUUGCCAGUUUUGUAUUUCUUGUAUAUGGUGCACAAUACUAUCAAUACCUCGGAAUGGAUAUUCAGGCUAAUGCAUGGCUGAAUUCCAUGAAAGGUUAUCUAUUCAUCGGUGUUCGAGUAUUCGCCGGUAUCGCGUCCGAUCGUAUUCGUACACUGCCGGAAAAGUCAAAGUUGCGGUUAUUCAACACGAUCUCAUUGCAAGUACCCGCGUUUUUUCUCAUGCUCGUAGUCUUGCUGCCACGCGAGCAUCCAUAUCUACACGUCAUCUGCAUCACUUUCUAUCAGGCUUCAUUCGGGUUCAAUUGUGGAGGAUUCUAUAAGGGCGCCGCUUUGAUAUCAAGACAAUUCUCUUACUUUGUCAUCGGGUAUAUUCAAUUGUUCAAAUCGUUAGCAACACUGCUCGAACCUGUUCUUUUUUCUCUUCUUGUGCUUCCGGGAAGUGAAGAUUCUGAACUCUCAUGGACCAGCUACUUCCUGAUCCAUGCUUUAACACUUACAGUAGCCAACACAGUCUAUGUUCUCCUAGCUCGUUCAGAACCAGCCGACUUUGUGUUGAACGCUGAAUUAGAGCUCAGCAAGCCUCAGCUUCCCUGCGAAACUUCAAUCAAUUAAUUAUUUAAUAAAUUAUUCAUAUCAGUGUUCACAUAAUUGAAAAGAAAAGACGAUUACCAGCUUAUCCGGGUGUUCACUCAAAUAUGGAUCUCGAAUAAGACACGUGGUGUCAGGUUGCCCCAUAACGGUAUGAUCUACAAAAAUGCGGAUAACUUUUUCUCAGAAAAAUGUGACGUCAGUCUACGUCUCAACUCCCGCAUAUUUCGAAGUUCAAACCGACAUGGGACAUUCUGACACCACGUGAUAAUACUCAUAAAUAGUACUUUUUUGAACUUUGGGUUAUUGAAUUUAACUUAUACGGAAAAUAAAAUGUAAUUGCAAU
Molecule: messenger RNA, 1986 nt
Organism: Caenorhabditis elegans
Lineage: Eukaryota; Metazoa; Nematoda; Chromadorea; Rhabditida; Rhabditidae
Gene: M117.1
Product: Major facilitator superfamily (MFS) profile domain-containing protein
Biological process (GO): transmembrane transport
Cellular component (GO): membrane
Molecular function (GO): transmembrane transporter activity
Source: RefSeq, marked reviewed